AAAAUAUUUGGUCAAAUACACAGAUCCUUAUUCUUACUUCUUUUUCUUCUCUGUGAUCAUGGAUUUCUCGACAUCACCAAAACCUUCUUCUUCUUUCUCCUAUGAAUUCACCUACGACGUCUUCCUCAGUUUCAGAGGCCUUGACACUCGUUACACUUUUACCGGAAAUCUCUACAAAGCUCUUUCAGAUACUGGAAUACGCACCUUCAUAGAUGAUAGAGAGCUUGAAGGAGGUGAUGAAAUCAAACCAUCACUUUCUAACGCCAUCGAAGACUCUAGAAUCGCUAUUCUUGUAUUCUCUAUCAACUACGCUUCUUCUUCCUUUUGUUUAGACGAACUCGUCCACAUCAUUCAUCACUUCACGCAAAACAAUCGUUUGGUUUUGCCCGUUUUCUACGGCGUCGAUCCUUCUCUCUUGCGUCAUCAAAUUGGAAGCUAUGGUGAAGCAAUAGCUAAACAUAGAGACAGGUUCCAAAAUGAUACUGUGAAUAUGGAGAGGUUGCAGAAAUGGAAGGUGGCUCUUAACCAAGCAUCCAACUGGUCCGGCUACAAUUUUCAUAUUGGGAAUGGAUAUGAAUACAAUUUAAUUGGGGAGAUAGUAAAAAAAGUCACCAACAAGAUUAAUCGUGUUCCUUUGCACGUUGCAAAUUAUCCGGUUGGACUCCAGUCUCGAUUACAAAAAGUGAAUUCACUUUUUGAUGUUAGAUUUGAUGAUAAAGUUCAAAUGUUAGGGAUAUAUGGAUUUGGAGGAUUGGGAAAAACAACACUUGCCCGAGCAAUUUACAAUUUCAUCGCCGAUCAAUUUGAAGUGUUAUGUUUUCUUCAUAACGUGAGAGAAAAUUCAGCUAAGCAUAGCUUGGAACAUCUUCAAGAGAUGAUCCUUUCCAAAAUGAAGGGACCGGAAAUUCGGCUUGGAGAUGUCAGCGAGGGGAUUCCAAUGUUAAGGCAAAGGCUACAUCGAAAGAAGGUUUUGUUGGUUCUCGAUGAUGUUGAUGAACUGAAGCAGUUGCAGGUUUUAGCUGGAGGACUUGAUUGGUUUGGUCUUGGGAGCGUAGUAAUUGUUACCACUCGAGACAAGCAUUUGCUAGCAAGUCAUGGGAUUGAAAGAACAUAUGAAGUAGAUAAGUUAAACCAAGUAGAAGCUCAGGAAUUGUUGAGGUGGAACUCGUUUAAAAGUAACACAUUUGAUUCAAGUUUUGAAGGCGUUUUAAAACGCGCAGUAACUUAUGCUUCUGGACUUCCAUUGGCUUUAGAAGUAGUCGGUUCCAAUUUGUUUGGAAAGAAUAUAGGACAAUGGAAAUCUACAUUGGAUUGGUACGAAAGGAUUCCUGACAAAAAAAUCCAAGAGAUACUUAAAGUAAGUUUUGAUGCUUUAGAGGAAUAUGAGCAAAGUGUUUUCCUUGACAUCGCUUGUUGCUUCAGAGGGUAUGAGUUCUUAGAGGUUGAAAAUAUACUCGAUGCUCAUUAUGGUGACUGCAUGAAGCAUAAAAUUGAAGUGUUGGUUGACAGAUCUCUCAUAAAGAUUAAUCAGGAAGGUAAACAUGAUACUGUGACAUUACAUGACUUGAUCGAGGACAUGGGUAAAGAAAUUGUUCGUCAAGAAUCAUCCAAAGAGCUUGGUAAACGCAGUAGAUUGUGGUUCCAUAAAGAUAUAGUUCAUGUUUUAGAAGAAAAUUUGGGAACAGAUAAAAUUGAAAUCAUAUAUCUGGAUUGCCCCUCGGUUGAAGUAGUGGUUGAUUGGAAGGGAAAGAGCUUCAAGAAAAUGAAAAAUCUCAAAACACUUAUUAUUAAACAAGGUCAUUUUUCUAAAUGUCCUACAAGUUUUCCAAAUAGUUUGAGAGUAUUGGAAUGGCAGAGAUAUCCUUCACGGUAUAUACCAUCUAACUUUUGUCCCAAGAAACUGGCCAUAUGUAAGUUACCCAAUAAUUGCUUUACCUCAUUGGAAUUGGCUAGCUUUUUGAACCAGGCAAGUGAAACAAAUAUAUUUUUCUAUUCUAUAUAUAUUUAUAAAUCCAUUUUAAGAUUAUUCAUUUUAAUUUUAUUUAUGCAGAAGUUAACAAAUCUCAAAGUUUUGGACUUCAAAGAUUCUGAAUAUUUAACGCAUAUACCUGAUGUAUCGGGUUUAUCAAACUUAGAAGAAUUUUCGAUGAAUAAUUGUAAGAAUUUACUUAAGAUCCACAAUUCUGUUGGGCACUUGAAUAAACUCAAAGACUUGAAUGCUAAGGGUUGCAGCAAGCUCCAGAGUUUUCCACCCUUGAAGUUGACCUCUCUUAAAAAAUUGCAACUUUCAGGUUGUGAGAGUCUUAAGAGUUUUCCAGAAAUAUUGGGAGAGAUGCAAUAUAUAACCGCCAUUGAAUUGCAUGAAACUUCCAUAGAAGAAUUUCCACUUUCAUUUCAAAAUCUCACUGGCCUUUGCCUUUUAAAAGUAGUUGGAAAUGGAAUGCGUAGGUUAUCGAGUAACAGUCUUAUGAUGUCAAAUUUGUGGAGUGUUCAUAUUGAGAAUUGUCAUCUAUUAUUUCCAAAAGAAAAUGAUAAAUUCAGUUCUGAGAUGUUUCCACAAGUGGGAUCUCUAGAGCUCUUUAACUCCAACCUGUCAGAUGAAUUUCUUCCAAAAUUUCUUACUUUAUUUGCUAAUGUGACAAUAUUAGACCUAUCGGCGAAUCAUUUCACAAUUCUUCCUGAAUGCCUCAAAGAAUGUGACUUUUUAUAUAAGCUUUGUUUAGAUGAUUGCAAGAAUCUUCAGGAAAUUAGAGGAAUCCCGCCGAGUUUAAAAUAUUUCUCUGCAAAAUCUUGCGUUUCUUUGACAUCAUCGUCUAGAAGCAUGCUACUGAAUCAGGAAUUGCAUGAGGCUAGAGGCACCCACUUCUAUUUUUCUGCUGGAACUGAGGGAAUUCCAGAGUGGUUUGAGCACCAGAGUAAUGGACCUUCAAUUUCGUUUUGGUCUCGUAACUACCUCCCUUCUAUUGCUCUUUUACUUGUUACUAAGUUGAAGCAUGGAGUUGACACAUCCGAUUGCUUAGUAAAUAUCAAUCUGUUCAUCAAUGGCUAUGGAUAUUAUGUUGACUCUCGCGAAGUUCAUGAAUGGCAAGAGAUUAAACCGGGCCAUGCAUAUCUAUUUGAUCUGCACCUGCAUAGCCGGGUUCUCAACUUUAACAUGGAACAUAGAAAUGAGAAACUCUGGAAUGUGAAAUUCAAACUAGAGGAAGCACUUUCAAAAAAUGAGUGGAUCCAUGUAGAGGUCACAUACACCCAUCAGAUGAAGGAUGCAUUACUUAUUGAAAGUGGAAUCCACAUAUUCAAAGAGGAAAAUAGCAUGGAGAAUAUUCGAUUUAGCAAUCCUUAUAAAAAGAGUAGAUUUGUGGAUGCAGAGACUGAUAUGGAGUUGGAAAUUUAGACACAAAUUUGUAUUCAUGUAUUGGCAACUUAUGCAUAUACUUAGUUAAUAGAUGCCUUAGAACUUGACAUAAGUUUGUCUUCAUAAUGAGUGUAUAUUGAUGUACUUUAAUGGAUGUAAUCAUAAUGAGUGUUAAUAUGUCUUUAACUUAGUAAUUGUCAUGAAUUUGAACUUGACAAAGUUUGUUUUAACAUUCUGCCUUUUCCACUGCUGCACAAUUUUCUCAGUUUUUCACUUUCAGCCUUUGAACUCAGCCUUUGGAAAAUCUCAAUAAAUAGGAUACACACCGUUGAUAUAAAUUAGUUUUAUACUAAAAUAUAGACUUGCCUUGGGACGCAAGAAUCAUACAACAAAUGUAUAAAUAAACCUAG
Molecule: messenger RNA, 3765 nt
Organism: Vicia villosa (hairy vetch)
Lineage: Eukaryota; Viridiplantae; Streptophyta; Magnoliopsida; Fabales; Fabaceae
Product: TMV resistance protein N-like
Exons: 4
Coding region: 59-3394 (1111 amino acids)
Biological process (GO): signal transduction; defense response
Molecular function (GO): ADP binding
Source: RefSeq, a predicted model, not a curated record